AUGAGCAAAGACAAGAUAAAAGCAAGGAUUUUAAAACACAAUGCUGGGCUAAAGGGGACGAUACCUCCAUCUCGUUUCCCGAGAACAACUGAUACGCCUCCGCCUCGAUCAGGUCAUCGGGCUCAGGAAAGUCGUGCUCCGUACUACAGGGGAUUUUGGAGCACAGCUCAGCGCAUGCUUGCGGGAUACUUGCGAUAUGAUCUUUUGACUUAA
This is a messenger RNA of Arabis nemorensis, 213 nucleotides long. The record is from the annotation of a GenBank genome assembly. NCBI's taxonomy places the organism in Eukaryota, Viridiplantae, Streptophyta, Magnoliopsida, Brassicales, Brassicaceae.